Molecule: messenger RNA, 1572 nt
Organism: Mycosarcoma maydis (corn smut)
Lineage: Eukaryota; Fungi; Basidiomycota; Ustilaginomycetes; Ustilaginales
Exons: 1
Coding region: 1-1572 (523 amino acids)
Cellular component (GO): cytoplasm
Source: RefSeq, a predicted model, not a curated record
AUGCCGCGCAACGACGAUGCAGACAUCGAUGCUCUGCCUAACGAGCCGCCGCCGCCGUAUGAGCAGUUAGAUGCCGCUUCAAAUGUGCCGAGCACUGCCACUUCGUCUACUGCAACAGCAGCGAGCCAUGCGCAAAGCUUGAGCACUGGUACAGGCACUAAUGCGAACGUCGAUACACCUUCGGUCAGCAAUGCACGAAACAAUCCCUUCCUGGCACCUGAAGAACAAACCACGGGAUCAAGUGUAACUGAUGCAGCAGCCACGCCUCCGCUUCUAGCCGCAAGUACCAAUCCUUUUUCAAGUACAAUCUCACCACAACCGACGGGUGCAUCGACGGCAUCAACCGUCACGCAUGCCGUACCUGCUUCGACAAGCCAACCACCUAGUCUUCCACCACGGACCUACACGGCGCCUCAGAGUCCCACACCGUCCCAGUCAGGAGCAAAUCGUGCUAGCCUAGAAUCGCGCCACUCACGAUUGUCGUCUAUAACAUCGCCAGUCUCACCCUCACCCUCGUCCGCCUCUGCACCCGCAUAUGCGCCGCCAUCUGGACCUCCACCUUCGUCGCCUGCUACCUCUUCUUAUACGGCAAGCCGUCCGAGUCAGCGACCUAACGACUCGUAUCGACCCACCACCGUCCCUACGCCCGGCCAGCCACUGUUGCGAAAAGGCAAGCUGCUCGUCUAUCCUCGCGACUGGCGCGGAUGUCCAAAAUGCAACGAUACCGGUUACAAGCACGGUGAUCCGAACAACCCGCACAAGAGCUGCUGGGAUAAGUACGGAAAACCGUACACGCCCGCUAUGAGCUAUUCGGUGGGACUGAAUGGAGCGACAACUCACUUGCAGAAGCCGUUACCUGUGUUGAGCGGCCCACCGGUGAUGGGAGGAGGAGGUCGGCCUAGUCACGGAUACAUUCCAGGAGGGUAUCCUGGUGCUAGCACUGGAGGAUUUGUCGGGGCUGUUCCGGGAGCUCAGGUCUAUGGAGGAUAUCCGGCACACGCGCCACAAGCACACGCACCACCACCGACACCACCACCUUCAGCAAUAUCAGCUUUGGCUCGACCAGCUGCAACUCCGACCACGCCAACUGUGGACGCCGAGACCGAAGGAGCACGAAUGUCGGACGUGCCACCCAACUAUCAAGAUGCGAGCAACGUGCAUUCCAACGAGCGGUUACCGUCGCAGUACGUGCCUCCGCCUGUACCGCCUCCUGGGCACGCUUCAGCGCCACUGCCACCGUCGAAUCAUGCACCGCUCUCCCCCACGCCCGCCCCGGGACCGUACGGCGGCUACGCACCACCACCACCACCAGGCGCAUUUGUCGGCGGCUUCAGCCCUCACCCCGGCACCCCAAACCCGUACGUCUCGAUCCAACCCCCGCACGUCCAACAAGCGUGGUACGGCACAUACGCACGUCCUCCACCCCCUAACGCGCUCGUCGUCAUGCCUGGCGAUCCCAGAAUCGGCGGAAGACUCUGCUACGAGUGUGGCGGAAGAGGCAUCAUCGAAAGCUUCUGGUUGGGCGACGAAACGUGUUUCCGUUGCUCUGGGUCUGGUCGCAUCUUCCGAUGA